GGUGGCGGCUGCUGGACCAGUGAGUGUGGACAGCCGGGCUGGGCAUGGAAGCGGCGCCGUGCGCCCCGGGCUCUGUCUAGCCUUAAGGGGCUGGGCGCCGGACUCUCGGACGGCUGGAGCCAAGGCGGCCGGACGCUGGCGCUUGGGAGCGUCGGGUGUGGAGCACGGGCUGUGCAGUUUAGGGCGGGAUUGGGUCCGGAUGCCCCCAGCAGGGAAAGAGCGAUCUAGGGGCCGGCGGAGACGCGCCUGGCCUGUAGUAGCAGGCCCACCGGGUGGGUUGGGGCCCGUAGGAGUAGGGCGUGGGCGUUUGCGAGAGUCGCAGCGCCCAGACCUAGGCGUCUCUGCUGGCGACUGGGCCGGGUGGGGGCAGCCAGGCCGGAGGCUUUGUUUCCUCUCAUGACAGGUGAUCGGUCAGUCUGUUCUGUCAACGAGGUAUGCAUCGUCCUCGUGAGAUUUGCGUCCAGGCAGAGCCAGAUCGAGGGUGGGCGUCCGGGAUGUCCCAGGAGUCGGCGACUUAAGGACUUGUCCAAGGUGGCCACCUGCUUGGCCCAGCGCCAUGCACACACUUGUGUUCCUGAGCACUCGGCAGGUACUCCAGUGCCAGCCAGCUGCCUGCCAGGCCCUGCCCCUGCUGCCCCGAGAGCUCUUCCCCCUGCUGUUCAAGGUGGCUUUCAUGGAUAAGAAGACAGUUGUACUGCGUGAGCUUGUGCACACAUGGCCCUUUCCACUGCUCAGCUUCCAGCAGCUGCUGCAGGAGUGUACCCAUUGCAGCCGGGCCCUGCUGCAGGAGCGGCCCAGCACUGAGAGCAUGCAAGCUGUGAUCCUAGGACUGACUGCUCGGCUCCACACCCCAGAAGCUGAGGCUGGAAUACAGCCCCUCUGCAGGAAGCACACAUUGCGGGUUCUGGACAUGACUGGUCUUCUGGAUGAUGGUGUGGAGCAGGGUCCUGGUACCAUGAGCAUGUGGGACUGCACGGCAGCCGUGGCCCGCACAUGCAUCGCCCAGCAUCAGGGUGGGUCUGCUGAGCCGGGGCUGACCCCCGUCCCUGUGGAGGUUCGUGUGGACCUUCGGGUGAACCGGGCCUCCUAUGCAUUCCUGCGUGAGGCACUCCGAAGCAGUGUGGACAGCCCUCUGCGGCUUUGCUGCCGGGACCUCCGAGCUGAGGACCUGCCCAUGCGCAACACUGUGGCCCUGCUGCAGCUUCUAGACGCAGGCUGCCUGCGCCGUGUGGACCUGCGUUUCAAUAAUCUGGGUUUGCGUGGCUUGUCUGUCAUCAUCCCACAUGUGGCCCGCUUCCAGCACCUGGCUAGCCUGCGGCUGCACUACGUACAUGGGGACUCAAGGCAGCCCUCUGUGGAUGGUGAGGACAACUUCCGCUAUUUCCUGGCCCAGAUGGGUCGUUUCACCUGUCUACGGGAGCUCAGCAUGGGCUCUUCUCUCCUUUCUGGCAGGCUGGACCAGUUGCUCAGCACCCUGCAGAGCCCCCUGGAGAGCCUGGAGCUGGCCUUCUGUGCUCUGCUGCCUGAGGACCUACGCUUCUUGGCACGGAGCUCCCAUGCUGCCCACCUCAAGAAGCUGGAUCUGAGUGGUAAUGAUCUGUCAGGCAGCCAGCUGUCACCCUUCCAAUGUUUGUUGCAGGCGGCAGCAGCCACACUGCUGCAUCUUGAGCUGACUGAGUGCCAGCUUGCUGAUGCCCAGCUGCUGGCCACUCUGCCCACAUUGACGCGUUGUGCCAGUCUUCGCUACCUUGGUCUCUAUGGCAACCCACUAUCUAUGGCAGGCCUCAAGGAGCUGCUUCGGGACUCAGUGGUUCAGGCUGAGCUGCGCACUGUGGUGCACCCCUUCCCUGUGGAUUGCUAUGAGGGCCUGCCUUGGCCACCACCUGCAUCUGUCCUGCUGGAGGCCUCCAUCAAUGAGGAAAAGUUUGCACGUGUAGAAGUUGAGUUGCACCAACUGCUGUUGGCCUCGGGCCGUGCCCAUGUACUCUGGACCACAGACAUCUAUGGCCUGGCUGCGGACUAUUUCAGUCUGUGAUCUCCAGGUUCUGGGUGAGAGACAGGCAGAGAGCCUUUGCUAAGACUCUUGUAGAAGCCUGACACAAAGGCCCUGGUCUCAGUGCCUUGCUCCUGGGUGCACCUUGAGCCUCCCCUGCUUCCUGCAGUGCCCUGCAUCUGCUUCUUAACUGGCUGUGGGCUUGGGAUUUCAGGCCUGGAUUCCCCUGCUCUGUAUGACUCCACUUGUCUGCUCUCCAGGAUACCGAUCCUUUGUGCAGAUGCUCUUGGAAUCCUAACUGUGAGCAGAGAGGAGCGGGUCUCUAGGCACUUUCCAUUCCCUUACCAAGAACAUAGUGCUCUGGGGGUGCUCUGGGGUCAAAGUUGGGAAGGGAUCUGCUUCAGGGAAACUUGGAACCCUAUAUUUUUCCGUGCCCUGGCAUCCAAGCCAUCCUGUUAGUUGGCUCUAGAGCUUUAACUAUCAUCAAGGUACAAACACCCAAUGUAUC
Molecule: messenger RNA, 2501 nt
Organism: Castor canadensis (American beaver)
Lineage: Eukaryota; Metazoa; Chordata; Mammalia; Rodentia; Castoridae
Gene: Lrrc14
Product: leucine rich repeat containing 14
Cellular component (GO): cytoplasm
Molecular function (GO): kinase binding
Source: RefSeq, a predicted model, not a curated record